This is a messenger RNA of Thalassophryne amazonica, 2218 nucleotides long. RefSeq names its product serine/threonine-protein kinase PAK 4. The transcript is spliced from 9 exons. NCBI's taxonomy places the organism in Eukaryota, Metazoa, Chordata, Actinopteri, Batrachoidiformes, Batrachoididae. Bases 131 to 2218 code for a protein of 695 amino acids. Gene Ontology annotation, biological process: protein phosphorylation; G protein-coupled receptor signaling pathway; regulation of MAPK cascade. The record is from RefSeq and is a predicted model, not a curated record. Gene Ontology annotation, molecular function: ATP binding; protein serine/threonine kinase activity. Gene Ontology annotation, cellular component: cytoplasm.
UGUCGUAGUGUAUGUCUCGCACGCGCGUGCGUGCAGCGGCUGGCGGUCCUUCCUGAGUGACAGGCGGAUCUCCUCUGCUCCUCUGCUCCGGAAGGGACACUCUGACGUGGGCACCCCCCCGAGCCUCAGGAUGUUUCGCAAGAAGAAAAAGAAGAGACCCGAGAUAUCGACACCCAAGAACUUUGAGCACCGUGUCCACACGUCCUUUGACGCCCGACGCGGCUGCUUUGUGGGCCUGCCCAUGCAGUGGCAGAGCGUGAUCGAGAACCUGCGCCGGCCCAAACCCAUGGUGGACCCGUCCAGGAUCACAGAAGUGGAGCUGAGGCCAAAGAAGACAAUUGUGCGCGGGAGUAUGGUCGGUCACGGUGACUACAUUGCAGCCAUGAUCCACGACAUGAGCCGUCUGUCCGUGACCAGCUCCAACUCUCUGAGGAAAACCAGCCCCUCGGAGAGGAAGAGGGCCAAGUCUUUGGGCCGGCUUGGCCAGGUGAAUGAGGGCGACCCUUAUCAAUACGAAAACUUGACCCAGGAUGACGACGAUGAGGAGGACGUGGCUCAGGAACAGUGGAACGACAAGGUCAGGAACGUACAUAGUGAGACCAACACUCCCUACUUAGGCAUGAAGAAGAGCAUCACCCUGCAGCCCAACGGGAUCCUGCCGAAGGCCAAGUCCACCUACGAAGUGAGCGUCACCUUCCCUGAGCGACCUUCACAGCUGCUCCGCACCCAGAACAUUCAGGCCCCAAGCCGUGGAGCUUCCAUGAGCAGUGAGGUGGGUAGUCCUCAGGAGAGAGUCAUAUGGAAGAGAGACUUCCAGCUGCCCAGGGGGUCCCCGCCCAACCACAGACCCAUAGCAUGUUUUUAUAGUCCAGCAGUGACUCCACAGCGUCCUGGGGAUCAGGGUUCAGUCCUCACGGAGCUGCGGCCCACCAUGCCUGUGUACAUGCACUCCCAGAACAGCCCUGGAAGGCCGUUCUCCUCCUACGACCUCAAAGCAGAACCAGCUAUGAGGUACCACUCUGGGUUCCUGCACACAGGAACCAGCAGUCCUCUGGGGAGUGGCUUCAGACCGCAGCGGGCUGUACGCUCCUCAGCUAGCUACACGCUGGGCCUCUCUCCAAAUAUGGGACUAAGGCCCAGCGGCCCAGAACCCUUCUUGAGACACUCUGGAUGCCCCAAUCCUCCCUACCCCAGGCAGGACAGCCCGUCUCAGCCCCGACCCUCGCCUACAGGCUCACUGGCCACAAGUCCUCCGGGCACCUGGUCACCUGCAUUCAGACCUCCUCUACACUCCUCACCAAGACCGCCCCCGGACCCUCCAAAGGUCACACAUGAACAGUUCAAAGCCGCCUUGCAAAUGGUGGUGGACAAGGGUGAUCCUCGGUCUUACCUAGAGAACUUCCUGAAGAUCGGCGAGGGUUCGACGGGGGUGGUGUGCAUCGCCACGGAGAAGCACAGCGGCAGGCAGGUGGCGGUGAAGAUGAUGGACCUGCGGCGGCAGCAGAGGAGAGAGUUACUCUUUAACGAGGUCGUCAUCAUGAGGGACUACCAGCACAGGAACGUGGUGGAGAUGUUUAAAUCCGCACUGGUGGAGGAAGAGCUGUGGGUCAUUAUGGAGUACCUGCAGGGCGGCGCUCUAACCAACAUUGUGUCUGAAACCAGGCUGAGUGAAGAGCAGAUCGCCACGGUGUGUGAAGCUGUUCUACAAGCUCUGGCCUACCUGCACUCACAGGGCGUCAUCCACAGAGACAUCAAGAGCGACUCCAUCCUGCUCACGUUAGAUGGACGGGUCAAACUUUCCGACUUUGGCUUCUGUGCCCAGAUAAGUAAAGACAUCCCUAAGAGGAAGUCUCUCGUGGGGACUCCCUACUGGAUGGCUCCUGAGGUCAUCUCCAAAUCACCGUAUGGCACCGAGGUGGAUGUGUGGUCGAUGGGAAUCAUGGUGGUGGAGAUGGUGGACAGAGAGCCUCCUUACUUCAGUGAAACGCCCGUAGCAGCUAUGAAGAGACUGAGAGAUGAACCAGCUCCGACUGUUAGAAAUGUCAGCCAGAUCUCUCCAGUGCUAAAAGACUUCCUGGACCGAAUGCUAACCCGGGACCCCCUGGUGCGCGCAAGUGCCACUGACCUGCUGGAGCACCCCUUCCUGCUUCAGAGUGGCUCAUCUCAAUGCCUGGUCCCACUGGUGGAACAGUACCGCAAGCGCAUGUCCCGCUGCUGA